This is a messenger RNA of Passer domesticus (house sparrow), 1576 nucleotides long. RefSeq names its product galanin receptor 1 (gene GALR1). Gene Ontology annotation, molecular function: galanin receptor activity. The record is from RefSeq and is a predicted model, not a curated record. The coding region runs from base 210 to 1295 and encodes 361 amino acids. Gene Ontology annotation, cellular component: plasma membrane. Lineage: Eukaryota; Metazoa; Chordata; Aves; Passeriformes; Passeridae. Gene Ontology annotation, biological process: positive regulation of cytosolic calcium ion concentration; negative regulation of adenylate cyclase activity; G protein-coupled receptor signaling pathway. The transcript has 3 exons.
AGCGCUGCUGCGGGGGGCGGCGGGGCUGCCGCGCCGGCUCCGCUCCCGGCCGCGCAAGCUGCGCCCAGCGCGCCGGCACCUCCGCCCUUCCCUGCCCGCCGCCCCGUGCUGCUGGGGCGGCUGCCCCGGGCUCGCCGCGGUCCGAGGUGCCGGGAAGCGGCGGCUCCGCGUUCCGCCCGCGGAAACUUUGCCCGGCGCGCAGGGAAAGGAUGGAGCCAGGAGAGCCCGCGGCGGCGCCCCUCAACCUGUCCCGAGCCGCGGCAGAGACGCCCCGCGGGGAGUUCAACCUGUCCGGGCUGCCGGAGGCUGAGGGGAAGCCCCUCUUCGGCAUCGGCAUUGAGAACUUCAUCACCUUGAUCGUCUUCGGUUUAAUCUUCACCCUGGGUGUGCUGGGCAACACCCUGGUGAUCACGGUGCUGGCGAGGAGCAAGCCAGGCAAGCGCCGAAGCACCACCAACAUCUUCAUCCUCAACCUGAGCAUUGCCGACCUGGCCUACCUGCUCUUCUGCAUCCCCUUCCAGUCCACAGUCUACGUGCUCCCCACCUGGGUGCUGGGAGCCUUCAUCUGCAAGUUCAUCCACUACUUCUUCACCAUCUCCAUGCUGGUGAGCAUCUUCACACUCUCGGCCAUGUCUGUGGACCGGUACGUGGCCAUCGUGCACUCCCGGCGCUCCUCAGCCUUGCGUGUCCCCCGCAACGCAAUGCUGGGUGUGGGGCUCAUCUGGGCGCUCUCCUUCGCCAUGGCCUCGCCUGUGGCUCACCACCAGCGCAUCUUCCACCGCGAGACCAGCAACCAGACCUUCUGCUGGGAGUUCUGGCCCAACCCACGCCACAAGAAGGUCUACGUGAUUUGCACAUUCGUCUUCGGGUAUCUGCUCCCGCUGCUGCUCAUCUCCUUCUGCUAUGCCAAGGUUCUUAAUCAUCUGCAUAAGAAGUUGAAAAACAUGUCAAAGAAGUCAGAAGCAUCCAAGAAAAAGACAGCACAGACUGUGUUGGUGGUGGUAGUGGUUUUUGGCAUCUCCUGGCUGCCUCAUCAUGUGAUCCAUCUCUGGGCUGAAUUUGGAGUUUUCCCACUGACUCAAGCCUCCUUUCUCUUCAGGGUAACUGCACACUGCCUGGCUUACAGCAAUUCUUCUGUGAAUCCAAUCAUAUAUGCAUUUCUAUCUGAAAAUUUUAGGAAGGCCUACAAACAAGUCUUCAAAUGCCAGAUUGGUAAUGAGUCACUUCUGAAUGAUGCUAAGGAAAAUAAAAGUCGGAUAGAUACACCACCCUCUACCAAUUGUACCCACGUGUGAAUGUUGAGAAGCCUUGUAUGUUGGCUCUUCCUUUAUGUAAACUAAACACCAAGGAAAAAAAAAGCACAAUGAGCUUUAUCCUGCAUUUAUCUUGAUAAAGCUAAUUGGUAUUUAAUGUACUGAAGUUGCAUUUGUAACCAAAGUUUGUGAAACUCAUAUGAAAGUAACCUGGGCUGAUCCUUUGCAUCAUAGAUACCUUUGUCAAAUAAAGCUCUUGGACUUUCACAGAUAUUUUAGAAAACAAAAUGUUGAGAUGAUAUGUCUGUAUUCUUACUCACUAA